Molecule: messenger RNA, 900 nt
Organism: Didymosphaeria variabile
Lineage: Eukaryota; Fungi; Ascomycota; Dothideomycetes; Pleosporales; Didymosphaeriaceae
Exons: 3
Coding region: 1-900 (299 amino acids)
Cellular component (GO): membrane
Source: RefSeq, a predicted model, not a curated record
AUGGACCAUCUAACUGAUCUUCUGGCUCGCAAAAACCCUCCCAAGUCAGCCGGGUUCGACUGGCAGAUGUACCGCUACAUCCCCUCCCUCGCCGGCGCCAUAAUCGGCAUGAUCAUAUUCUUCACGCUCACACUUCUGCUCCUGUGGCAAUGGUUGCGAACGCGAAACCACUUACUCCUCUUCGUCAUCGUUGGUGCAACAUGCGAAGUAGGCGGGUACGCAGCACGAACGGGUUCGCACUUCGACAACGAAGCAUGGGGCCCCUUCAUCGCACAAGGCACUCUCCUCCUCGUCGGGCCCCUCUUCUUCGCAGCUACCAUCUACAUGAUGCUCGGACGCACAAUAGUCCUGGCCGGCGGCGAAGACGUGUCGCUCAUCAAGCCGAGAUGGUACACACGCGUCUUCGUCGGAGCAGAUAUCUUCACACUGGUGCUUCAAGGAUUCGGUGCUUCCAUCAUGGGUACUAUGAAGCUCAAUCUCGCGCUUGCGGGCGAGAAAAUCGUUAUCGCCGGCCUUGCUCUCCAAGUUGCGACCUUCGUCUUCUUUCUCAUUGCAGCUAUCGACUUCCAAAUCCGCAUGGAGCGCAAAGCUGCCGUCCCAUCCUCCCACGGCACGGCUGCGAGCACCGACUGGAGGAAGAUUCUGUGGAUAUUAUACAGCGUCAGCUCGCUGGUGCUCUUCCGUUGCAUAUUCAGACUGAUUGAGUAUGCGAUGGGUAAUGCGGCAUAUUUGAUUGCGCAUGAGUGGACACUGUACGUGUUCGAUACUGUGCCGAUGUUCUUAACGGUGGUGAUAUUGCUGGUGUUGCAGCCAACGAAGUAUGUAGCGAAGGAGUAUAGGAAAGGGUCUGGGGGUGAUUUGGGGGAUGAGUCGCAGCUUGAGAAUGGGGAGGCCAAAUAG